Magallana angulata is the source of this 3114-nucleotide messenger RNA. RefSeq names its product annexin A7-like. Gene Ontology annotation, cellular component: cytoplasm. The transcript has 15 exons. Lineage: Eukaryota; Metazoa; Mollusca; Bivalvia; Ostreida; Ostreidae. The coding region runs from base 66 to 1868 and encodes 600 amino acids. Gene Ontology annotation, molecular function: calcium ion binding; calcium-dependent phospholipid binding. The record is from RefSeq and is a predicted model, not a curated record.
CCUAUAGGUGGUGUAGGUGUAGGUGUGCGUCCUGUAUCUGUUUUUGUCUGACAUCUUUGUAAAGUAUGGGAAAGCAUAAGAAGCACAAGCAUGGGCAUCGAAGCAGCAGCAGUAGCAGCAGCAGCAGCAGCAGUUCUAGCUCAGACGAGGAGUACAAGCACCUGCCAAAGGCAGAGAGAAAGAUGAGGAAGAAAAUGAAGAAGCAGAUGAAGAAAGGAAAGAUUCCUCAUGGUGUAGGGAUGCCAGGAGCUGGUUACCCUGGUGUGGUUCCAGCAGGUGGUGCUGGCUACCCAGGUGGCUACCCCCCAGGACACGGUGCCAUGCCACCAGCAGGUUCUGGAUAUCCAGCGACAGGGCCAGGCUAUCCUGCGGGGGGACAGGGCUAUCCCUCUGCAGCCCCAGGAUAUCCUGCCGGUGGGGUACCCCCUGCAGCUGGCUACUCAGCUGGGGGCUUUGCUCCUCCACCAGGUGGUGCCCCUGGAUACCCCGCCCAACCCCAGCCAGGUUACCCCCAGGCACCAGGGGGAGGUUAUCCAGGAAAUGUGCCCCCACCUGCCCAGUACCCAGGAAGCACUCAACAAGGUGGAUAUCCAGGACAAGGUCAAGGAGGAUAUCAAGGUCAAACUGGUUACCCCGGGCAACCAGCUGCUUCUGCCGGAUAUCCAGGACAACAGCCAGGUCAAGGCGGUUACCCAGGGCAACAACCAGGUCAAGGCGGUUACCCAGGGCAACAGCCUCCACCAGCUCAGGUUGGAGUUCCAGGUCAACAGUCAUAUGCUCCCCAAGGGCAGACAGGAUAUGGCCAGGCACCAGGGGGUGUACCCUCAGCCACAGCAGGAAUGGGGAACCUCCAGAUUGGAGGGGGGUCAAUGGGAGACAUUCCUAGACCAACCAUUCGUCCAGCAAACCCUUUCAACUGUGAAGCGGACACCAAGACUCUUCGCACUGCAAUGAAAGGAAUAGGGACGGAUGAGAAGGCCAUCAUUCAAGUUAUUGGCCACACCUCUAACAAACAGAGGCAGGAAAUUCUCAUCAUGUUCAAAACCAUGUAUGGAAAGGAUUUGAUCUCGGAUCUGAAGUCGGAGUUGUCAGGUGAUCUGGAGGAGCUGAUCCUGGCGCUGUUUAAGUCCACUGAAUACUACGACGCCUGGUGUCUCAACAAAGCAAUGAGGGGAAUUGGAACAAAGGAAUCAAUCCUGAUUGAAAUUUUGACUACCAGAACAAAUGCAGAAAUACGGGGCAUCAAGGCAGCCUACAAGCAACACUUUGGAAGAGAGCUUGAGGCUGACUGUGCCAGUGAAACAAGUGGACAUUUCAAAAGAUUGCUGGUGUCCUGUUGCCAGGCUAAUAGAACCGAGCUGACAGACAGUCAGAGACAGAUGCUGAUGCAGAGGGGUCCUGAGGCGGUGGUCGACCGGGCUCUGGCCCAGCAGGAUGCCCAGACCCUGUACAAGGCUGGCGUCAAAAAGUUUGGUACAGAUGAGUCCGCCUUCCUCUCAGUCUUAUCCAUCAGACACGAGUACCAGAUGAGGGCCACCUUUGAAGAAUAUCAGAAACUCUCUGGAAAAGACAUCCUGAGUUCAAUUGGUUCUGAGAUGUCUGGGGAUCUGGAAGAUGGUUUCAAAGCUAUCAUUAUGAGUGCUAAGAAUAGACCCAAGUUUUUCUCGGACAAAUUGUACAAAGCAAUGCGAGGAAUGGGAACCGAUGACUCCACCUUAAUCCGAAUCAUCGUGUCCCGAUCAGAGAUUGAUCUACAGAACAUUAAGGAUCAAUAUCAGAGGGAUCAUGGGAAGUCUCUUAAUGCCGCGGUGUCAUCCGAGACCAGCGGAGACUACAAGAAACUUCUGCUGGCUAUUGUAGGCCAGUGAUCCACUGCUGUCAUACACUGAUCGACCGCUAUUAUACACACCGAUCGACCGCUAUUAAAUACACCGAUCGACCGCUAUUAUACUAGAUUAACCUUUAUUUCUUGUUAUACGUGCUUGGUGAUUUUAGUAUUUACAUUCAGAUUGCUAAGUACUUUGUACUGUUCUUUGUUAGCAAAUAUGGUAAAUGUUUGUUUUGAAUUGCAUUUAUCAGAUAUUUUAGUGCAGAUCAUAAUAUUGUUUUUUAGAAAAAUUUUGUUGUAUUUAAAUAGGUUUAGGUAGCAAUGUAAUCUCAUGUAAAUGUUUAUGUAUAUCAUUAUGCAAAUUGUGGACUGGAAGCUCUUAACCACAUAAUUAUUUAGAUUUAAAGUGUUGUGUUUUAUCUAGUGUUCGGUAAUGUUUACUUAGAUGUACCAGUAAUAUGUUCUUAAGUGAAUUCAAUUUUUAGCAUUCUGUGUUCUACAAUUCCAUGUAAAGUAUUUUAUACUGAUGUUUCUAUUUACCCAGAGAUCAUUGACUAGUAAAGCAUUUGUGACUACCGUAUCUUCAAUCUAAUUAAAAUUAGAUCCUUAACGAUGUCGCUGUGAGGAUCUGACAACAUCCCAUAUGGGGUCAUCUCAGAUUAAACUUUGCGAAAAAAAAAUAGCAGCCAAUCAAAUUUACAUUCACAGCGACAUAUCAAAUACAAGAGCGUGAAGGAUCUAAUUUUAAUUAGAUUGACUGUAUCUUAAAAUACACAUAGGAAGAAGAUUCUCUAUCUCACACAGGUUUCUAUAUAGAAUGUUUUCGUAGAUUUCUACUUAAAAUUGAUUUAUACUCAUAUACGUAUAAAUGUUGUGAAUAGAAAGUAUGUCCAACAAAAAUAAAAAGAUCAAUGUCAACUGUUUUUUUCUAGCUGAGACAAAGAUCGACCAUGGUACCAAUUUUUAUUUUGGCAUUUACAUGCAUUUGCUGCCCCCUUUCACUUGUUAAACUGAAAUAUACAUGGUUAAACUGCAAAUGUUACCUUAAUUAAAUAUAACAGCAUUUAUAAGGAUUUAUAAAGUAUGUUUGAUGCCUGCACAAAAAUUAUCCUUUUGAUAAGGGAGGGAAUUUUUCCAAUUGGCUUUUCUUCAUUCCAAUACCUUAGCGCAAUAAGAGUGUUGAAUAUGAAAUGUUUAUAGUACAUUACUUUUUCUCAGUUUUGUAUUUAUAGUGCAGAAAAAGCAUUGAUUGUUAUAGAAACUAUGAAUAAAUAUAUCAAUUACAA